Messenger RNA from Monascus purpureus, 438 nucleotides. The record is from the annotation of a GenBank genome assembly. NCBI's taxonomy places the organism in Eukaryota, Fungi, Ascomycota, Eurotiomycetes, Eurotiales, Aspergillaceae.
AUGUCGAUAAUAGAAGCUUUCCUUCCACUCGAUUUGGUUAUGUUCUUCAUAGAAAACCACAUCCACGUUGCCAGGGUAAUGCAUAUACAUAACAGCAUGAUGAACUGCAUGCAUACUAAGAAGGCACCUCGGUAUGGGCUUUUGUCCCAAUACCAACAGACCAUAGCGACGAGGAAUUCUAGGACGGAGACGUCAAGGAAAACGAGAGGUAACCAAGCCACCAGCGAGUCUCCACGAGUCGCCUGCUCGACUCCCUCAAAUCGAAAUAGCAGCAUCACAGCCGUAACCGCCGAAAUGGUGCUUGUGAUGGUUGAACUGCAUAGCAGACCUUCGGAAACUGAUGCCAAGGUUGAUGUUGCUGGAUGGAACUCUGGCAGAGAGAGGGCAGUGACAGAGACGGCGGCGACUAAGCUACCAGCAAAAGCAAACAGCCUGUAG